CUCCCCUCCCGGGCCCGGCCAUGCCUCGCGGCCCGUGGCGCCCGCUCUGCCUUUGCCUUCUCCUCUUGUUGCUGCUGCUGCACCCGUGCGCUCCAGACGGCCCCGGUGCCGCGAGGCUGGGUGAGGGCGCAGAGGAGCCAGGCUGGGCAUCGCUGUGGCCAGGCUUGCAGCACCUGCAGCAGCAGCUCAGGACGGCCGGGGCCCUCUCCAGGCGGUACUGGGCGCUUUUCAGCUGCCGGGUGUGGCCCGGGGAGUGCGAGGAGGAUGAGGUGGCCGCGACACCCCUAGGCUGGAGCCUGCCCGUGUUGGGCCAGCAGUAUGUGGAUAAGCUAGCUGCGUGGUACUGCCGCUUCCAGGACUGCUGCGACUCUGACGACUGCAGGAUCUCCAACAACUUCACAGGCUUAGAUUCAGACCUGAGCGUGCGACUGCAUGGCCAGCAUCUGGCCCGGGAACUGGUCCUGCGAACGGUGCGGGGCUACUUGGAAACUCCACUGCCAGACAAGGCCCUGGCUCUGUCAUUCCACGGCUGGUCAGGGACUGGCAAGAACUUUGUGGCCCGGAUAUUGGCAGAGAACCUCUAUCGGGAUGGACAGAAGAGCCCCUGUGUCAGGGUGUUCAUUGCCACAAUCCACUUCCCGCACUCCAAGUACGUGGAUCUGUACCAGGACUGGCUGCUGGGCCAGAUGCAGAAGGCACAGCAGCGCUGCCGCCAGACCCUGUUCAUCUUCGAUGAAGCCGAGAAGCUGCACCCCGAGCUGCUGGAGCUCCUGAGGCUGCAGCUGGAGCACCGAGCCCCUGAGAAGCCGGACGCCAGGCCCCAGAGAAGCAUCUUUGUUUUUCUCAGUAACCUCGGGGGCAGUGCCAUCAACCAGGCCGUCUUGGAUUUGCUGAGGGCUGGAAUGUCCCGGGAAGAAAUCACCAUCGAUCACCUGGGACCCACGCUUCAGGCCGAGAUGGCGGCAUCCCCAGGUAACAGCUUUGGCCACAGCCAUCUUGUGAAGGAAAACCUGAUCGACACCUUCGUUCCCUUCCUGCCGCUGGAGUUCCACCAUGUGAGGCUGUGUGCACGCGAUGCCUUCCUGAGCCAGGACCUGGCAUAUACAGAAGAGACCCUGGACAGAGUUGCCCAGACAAUGACCUACAUCCCCAAGGAGGAGCAGCGCUUCUCGUCCCAAGGAUGCAAAUCCAUUUCCCAGAGAAUCCACUACUUUCAGCCCUGACGGGCUCACCCAGGCCACCCAGAACCAUGGGCGCCCUCCAACAGGGGAGCCUGAGGCUGGCCUGAUGACUGUUGGCCUCUAGAAGGUAUUGCAGGGGUAGAGUGGCAUCCAGCUGUUGUUGAUGCAGAAACAGUGCCUUAAAGUGUUUUUUCAUGGUGUUGUAAUUUGUUGUGGAUGUUGUUAUGGUUGUUGUUGUGGCUGUUCUAACUCAUACCAGUUGUUGACCUUGUUUCAUCAUGACUUCUCAAUUAUGGAAAUGUAUAGUGAUGGAGUACUGGGGUCUAUCAUAUACAGAUGUGGGGGAAUAAUGGAACAUGCUUCCCUGCUUUCAGACGAAGGAUGGAUUCCCAAUGAAACUGUUGGGCAUGUGUGGACAAUGGGUUGCUGGACUGCCUGACAUUGUCUGUACCAACAAUAUCAGGGUACACUGAAAUCAGAGCCUAAUGGAAUUAUGAUUCCUUAGAAAGACUACACUAUUGUAGAAAACUGGGGAAAAUCUGUCAAGGGUGGGAAUUGGCAGGGGAAUCCCAGCCAAUACGAAAUUGUAGUACAUAAUUCAGGAUUCAA
Ochotona curzoniae (black-lipped pika) is the source of this 1790-nucleotide messenger RNA. It is a transcript of the gene TOR3A, whose product is annotated as torsin family 3 member A. The coding region runs from base 21 to 1223 and encodes 400 amino acids. Gene Ontology annotation, molecular function: ATP hydrolysis activity; ATP binding. Lineage: Eukaryota; Metazoa; Chordata; Mammalia; Lagomorpha; Ochotonidae. The record is from RefSeq and is a predicted model, not a curated record. The transcript has 6 exons. Gene Ontology annotation, cellular component: nuclear envelope; endoplasmic reticulum lumen.